GCUGAGCAAUCUGAGCCUGGCUGUGGGGAGGAGGAGUCUGCUCCCAAUGCUGCCCCCAGCCUGAGAUCAUUGAUCCCAGCUCCCCUCCCUCUGCCCAGAAGGAGCCCCCAGCCUCAUCCUUGGUUGGGGAGGAGAGUCCAGGCAGUUGCCAUGCUGUAGUAGAGAGGGGCCUGUGGGGGGAAAAGGAAAGAGCUCUCUUGAAGGGAGCAUCUCUGAGGAACUGGGAGAGAGACGCCUGUCAUGUUCGCCGAGCUGCUCUUCCAGGCUGCCUGUGUCUCUGUGUUCCUUCAAGGGGCCCAGGGGAGAGUCUACACAGGAAGGAGGAAACUUGCCAACUUCGCCGUGGAGAGACGUCGCAUCGGACCACAUGUUUGCCUCUCUGGUUUUGGAAGCGGAUGCUGCCCUGGGUGGAUACCAUCUCCAGGCAGCGGACAGUGCACCAUGCCACUUUGUUCCUUUGGCUGUGGAAGUGGCUUCUGCAUUGCUCCCAAUGUCUGUUCCUGCAGGGAUGGAGGGCAGGGCAUUACAUGCCAAGACGUUCCUGGUGCCUGUGGAGAGUAUGGCUGUGACCUUGCUUGCAAUCACGGAGGUUGUCAGGAGGUGGCGCGGGUGUGUCCGCUGGGGUUUUCCAUGACUGAGACAGCCAAUGGUGUACGCUGUGCAGACAUUGAUGAGUGCCUGAGUGCCUCCUGUGAGGGACUUUGUGUGAACACAGAAGGUGGCUUUGUAUGUGAAUGUGGCCCAGGAAUGCAACUCUCUGCUGACAGACACAGCUGUCAAGAUACUGAUGAGUGCCUAGCAACACCCUGUCAGCACCACUGCAAGAACAGCAUGGGCAGCUAUCGAUGUUCCUGUCAUUCCGGCUUCUACCUGCAUGGCAACCAGCACUCCUGUGUGGAUGUGAAUGAAUGCCGGCGACUCAGUGAGAAGCGAACCUGCCAGCACUCCUGUCACAACACGCUUGGGAGUUUCAUAUGCAGCUGUCGCCCAGGCUACCGGCUCAGUGUGGACAGAGUGUCUUGUGAAGGUUUUCCGAAGACCAGCCUGGCCCCGUCUCCCAUCUUGCAGUCUCUCCAGCACCCGCCAACUCUCCUGCGCCUUUCUCCGGAUUCUGUGGCUCCUGCCGUGCCCCCCAGGGGCUCUGCUCCAUCCCGAGCACCCGCUCCCCACAUGGCACUCAGGACCCCGCCUCCUUCCCGUCUCCUCCCCACUCUCCCUGUGCUCCCUCCUGCAGCUUCUCCCACCCCUUCAUUCCCUCCACCCAGUUCCUCCCUUGGCGCACCCAUCUUGCUAAAGACCGCCAGGCCCUCCAGGAUGGAGAGCCCACUGCCGCCAUCGCUGCUGCGGGAGGAGAUGACGACGUUCCUUCCCACAAGUCCUUCUGCUCCAGGGGUUUCCUCCACAGCCCUGCCUUCUGCCUGCUGGCGUGGAGGGACUUUUCAUAAGAAUGGCAGCCACUGGGUGGAGCCAGGGUGCCUGAACUGCUCCUGUGAGGGUGGGCAAGUGCUGUGUGGAGCAGUGAUGUGUGAGGUUGCCUGCUCCCACCCAGUUCCUCCAAUGGAGGGGGAGUGCUGUCCUAGCUGCACAGGCUGUUUCUAUUAUGGGACCGCCAGAGCUGAGGGGGAUGUCUUUUCUCUUUCUGAGGAGAACUGCACAAUCUGCGUCUGCCUGGGAGGCAACGUAUCCUGUAUCUCUCCAGAAUGUGCACCCACUCCAUGCCCCAGUUCUCUUCAGACCGACUGCUGUCCCUGCCAGCCAGGUACUGAGUGCCAUUUCCGCGGCCAGACAUACCCAGAGGGGGCUGAGUUCAGCCUGGAUGGUGAUGACUGUACCACCUGUGUGUGCAGGCAAGGUGAAGUUGAGUGCUCCUUCACUCCUUGUCCCACGCUGGACUGUCCCCGAGAUGAUUGGCUGUUGGCCCCAGGGCAGUGCUGCUUCACCUGCCGAAAGGCUGCACCCAUGACAGGUUGCUUUGUGGAUGACAACGGAGUUGAAUUUCCAAUUGGACAGAUCUGGUCACCGGGUGAUCCCUGUGAGUUAUGCAUCUGCCAGGCAGAUGGCUCAGUGAGCUGUAAGAGGACAGAGUGUUUGGAGACAUGUCCUCACCCAAUCCGGAUCCCUGGGCAGUGCUGUCCAGAUUGUUCAGCAGGCUGCACCUAUGCAGGAAGGGUCUUUUACAACAAUGAGACAUUCCCCUCUGUCUUGGACCCCUGCCUAAGCUGCAUUUGUUUGCUAGGCUCUGUGGCAUGUUCUCCUGUGGACUGUGUUGUCUUUUGUACAUAUCCUUUCCACCCAGAAGGAGAGUGCUGUCCAGUUUGUCAUGACUGCAAUUACAAAGGGAGGAAAGUGGUGAAUGGACACGUCUUUGUACCAGAAGGUGAACCCUGCAUUCAUUGUACUUGUCAGCUUGGAGAGGUGAGUUGUGAGAAGAGGCCCUGUCCAGGCACCUGUGCGGAGCCCUUUGGCCCCCCUACACAUUGCUGCCCCGACUGCCAUGGUAAUGAAGUUCCAGAUGAUGUGGCUUUGCUGGAGAAGAGCCUAGCCAAUUCUCACUUGGAAGAUGGAGAAUCAAAGGCAGGCUUGCAAACCUUCCAGAGGCGUUCCAUGGACCCAAUGUCUGAGAGGAACUGCAGCUUCUGCACUCCCAUUCCCACACCUGCUUCGCUUGGUCCUGAUGUUCAUCUUGCGGCAAGUAAUGCAAGUGCUUGGGAGAUCGUGCCAACGAGGCCAACGGCACCAGAGAAUGUUGAUCUCCAUCAUACCAGACCAGGAGGUCUCAUCAAGCUGCGUUUCAAUUGGCCACCAAGUGCCAAACCCCCUUCUUUUCAACUAGGCCAAUCUGUGACUCCUCAGAUAAGAUCAGGGUCUCCUUUGCCACUUGCAAAUAGGCCAGGAAACCUCAGGCCUUCUCCCACCAGGCCAAGCUCUCUUGGCUCUCUGUUGACUCAUCCUCGGCUCCUUUUCCUCAUCACAAGGACUGCUGGGACCCCUGCACCCUCCAAUGCAGUUCCUGCCUCCACUCCGCUAACGGUAGCUAACCUCACAGAGUCCACCACCACCUCCUUUCAGCCUUCAGAUACCCACAGCCUUCCUCUGUCACCUCCAACAGAAACACUUUCCCCUUCAUCCAGCCGCAGUCCAGACUCUCCUCGGGAACUUCAAGAUGGCAGACCCCCACACACAACAGGUUCACCCAUGGACCAGCAAACUUGGGGGAGCAGCCUUGCAUUGCCCCCUGGUGGUGAGAAUAACCUCCGUGGCACUGCUCCCUAGCUUGAAGGAAAGACCAGGCCUGUUUUUGAACAUGAGGAACAUAACCACUUUUAACCUCAUAGGUGUAGAAGAGGAUCUACCAAAAAAAAAAAAGGUUGCCACUAGUGGUGUGAGGUGGCCCUGCUGCUACUUACCAUUGGCAGGAUCUACGUUCUCUUUUCUUGAGAGCAGGUCUAAUUAGCAGGGGUAGUUAUUCAGCCCUAGCUACUGUUGAGAUGACAAAGCCUGUUUGUGCUCUUACCUAACCAAUGUCUCCUUGGCUGUGGAGCAACAUGGGAUAAUCACCC
This is a messenger RNA of Podarcis raffonei (Aeolian wall lizard), 3560 nucleotides long. It is a transcript of the gene VWCE, whose product is annotated as von Willebrand factor C and EGF domains. Gene Ontology annotation, cellular component: cytoplasm. Gene Ontology annotation, biological process: cellular response to virus. The transcript is spliced from 20 exons. NCBI's taxonomy places the organism in Eukaryota, Metazoa, Chordata, Lepidosauria, Squamata, Lacertidae. Bases 241 to 3273 code for a protein of 1010 amino acids. Gene Ontology annotation, molecular function: protein binding; calcium ion binding. The record is from RefSeq and is a predicted model, not a curated record.